Messenger RNA from Staurois parvus, 402 nucleotides. The record is from the annotation of a GenBank genome assembly. Lineage: Eukaryota; Metazoa; Chordata; Amphibia; Anura; Ranidae.
GCGGUGGACGUGUUAUACUUGGACAGAGGGGUGGUGGUGGACGUGGUAUACUUAGACAGAGGGGCGGCGGUGGACGUGGAGGUGGACGUGGUAUACUUGGACAGAGGGGUGGCGGUGGACGUGGUAUACUUGGACAGAGAGGUGGCGGUGGACGUGGUAUACUUGGACAGAGGGGUGGCGCGUGGACGUGGUAUACUUGGACAGGGGGGUGGCGGUGGACGUGGUAUACUUGGACAGAGGGGUGGCGGUGGACGUGGUAUACUUGGACAGAGGGGUGGCGGUGGACGUGGUAUACUUGGACAGAGGGGUGGCGGUGGACGUGGUAUACUUGGACAGAGGGGUGGCGGUGGACGUGGUAUACUUGGACAGAGGGGUGGCGGUGGAUGUGGUAUACUUGGACAG